Molecule: messenger RNA, 543 nt
Organism: Cannabis sativa
Lineage: Eukaryota; Viridiplantae; Streptophyta; Magnoliopsida; Rosales; Cannabaceae
Exons: 1
Coding region: 1-543 (180 amino acids)
Source: RefSeq, a predicted model, not a curated record
AUGAGUUGUUUUCGUCUAUCGAAAUCACUUAUUAAUCAAAUUGAGGUGAUGAUGAAUAAAUUUUGGUGGGUUUCAAACUCAUCUGUUUUGGGAAUUAAUUGGAAGACUUGGUCAGUUCUUUGCAAACCAAAAGUUGAAGGUGGCUUGGGUUUUAAGAGUUUCAUACACUUUAAUCAGGCUCUCUUAGCUAAACAGACAUGGUGCAUCUUUUCCAAUCCGACUUGCCUACUCAGCCAAAUUCUCAAAGCAAUGUAUCAUAGUCAAUCAUCCUUUUUGGAUGCUGGUCAUGGCUCUUAUCCUUCACUUACUUGGCAAGGGAUUUCUUGGGGAAAAGAAUUGCUCUUAAAAGGAUUAAGAUGGAAAGUUGGAGAUGGUCAAAGCACAACUUGUAGAUAUGAUCCCUGGUUACCUAGUGUUACUAAUUUUCAACCUCUAGUAGUAACCAACAUUGACUUGCAUUUAAAGGUGUCUUCUCUGAUCAUACCAGAGAGGAUUUGGAAUAUUGAUCUGCUGAACUCAUAUUUCAUUCCAUCGGACAUUUAG